AUGGGUAACUUGCGACGAAAGGUGAAAUCAUCCAAUGAGGAACUCUUGGAUAAGAUACUGCGCCAACAAAGUGUGUUGCCCAACGAAAGUUAUAGGGGCGCAAACUUGUGUAUGAUGCAAGAAAGCAGGUGUCCCCACGAUGUGAACAUUGAAGAGUCAACGGAGCUCAUUCACCGCCUAUCAAUUAGGACUAGUGCCAUUACCGGUCUCCCAGCACUCAUUAACGCGCUCAUGCGCGUAGCUUUCCUCCGCCCACCUGUCCGCUUCACGCACUCUUUCUAA
Penicillium robsamsonii is the source of this 282-nucleotide messenger RNA. RefSeq lists its product as uncharacterized. The transcript is spliced from 2 exons. The record is from RefSeq and is a predicted model, not a curated record. The coding region runs from base 1 to 282 and encodes 93 amino acids. Lineage: Eukaryota; Fungi; Ascomycota; Eurotiomycetes; Eurotiales; Aspergillaceae.